AUCAAGAUCAAGCUUUCAUCCAAACAGCAACACAUCAGUCUCUGUUGGGGAACCAUGAAGACGCUGCCGACUCUCAUACUUCUGGCUCUGAUCUGCUUCUUGCAUCACAGCUCUGCAGGUCUGUUUGCUCCAGAGUUUAUCUCUGCCGAACCAUGCUGUCCAAGCUUCAAUCGAAGGAAAAUUCCUAAGCAAAGGGUGAAACAUGUGGCGAAUACAUCAAAUAGCUGUAAAACCAAAGCGAUUGUAGUCACAACUGUGUGUGAUAAGAAGUCUUGUCUUGAUCCCGAAUGGAGAUGGGCGAAGAAACUGUUGGCAGAGUUUGAGAAGGCAACUGUUUACAGCAAGUCACCUUCUGCCCCUUUCAACACGUCCUGGUGUGAAAGACCAAAGAACUAGUAGUAAUCCAGUGUGUGAAUGCUGUUCCUUUGUCCGUUAUUACAUGUAAUUAUGUAUUAUAUUUAUUUUUCAUAUUAUUGUUUAAUUGGCUGUAUCAAUGAUGAUUACUCAGAAAAGUAUCUUUGUGCGUGAAAGCAAACUUUAUCUGACAUUUUAACUGUGAAUGUUUUGGAGCUCAAUGUUUUUCUAUGCAUUGAGACAGAACUCAAAGGGUAUUUAAUAUAAUAUAAUACAAUAACUUCAUGUACAUUAUACUAUUUUAAAAGGGGGGAAUGAACCGCUACACCUUCCAUGUGAAUACACCUCCUUCUACGCAAAUACAAAAGUCA
Molecule: messenger RNA, 725 nt
Organism: Scomber japonicus (chub mackerel)
Lineage: Eukaryota; Metazoa; Chordata; Actinopteri; Scombriformes; Scombridae
Product: C-C motif chemokine 22-like
Exons: 3
Coding region: 55-396 (113 amino acids)
Biological process (GO): chemokine-mediated signaling pathway; lymphocyte chemotaxis; G protein-coupled receptor signaling pathway
Cellular component (GO): extracellular region
Molecular function (GO): CCR chemokine receptor binding; chemokine activity
Source: RefSeq, a predicted model, not a curated record